This is a messenger RNA of Yamadazyma jaroonii, 681 nucleotides long. NCBI's taxonomy places the organism in Eukaryota, Fungi, Ascomycota, Pichiomycetes, Serinales, Debaryomycetaceae. The record is from the annotation of a GenBank genome assembly.
AUGGAAGUUGAUGAUAUCUUAAGAGACUUUGAAAAGUCCACCCAAAAAGACCAAGAUCUUUACAAAUCCCUAACUACCGCCAUGCUCAAUGAAAGAAUGGCCCCAGAAUUACUCCCAUACCAACAAUCGCUUCUUGAAGAUGUUCUUUCUAAGAUUUCCAGCCAACAACAGUUUCUUCUAGAUUCUCAUGAAUAUGGUGACAUUAACAUCGACUCAGGCAUCAUUACAUCGGAUUUCAAACUCCAGCUUAUGAUCAUAGAAACUGAUAUCGAACGGUUGAACUAUUUGGUGAGGUCUUAUCUUCGAGUAAGACUUUCCAAGAUCGAUAAAUUCUCCAUUCAUUAUAUUGAUAUGAUCUCCACCAACAGAGAUUCCAAGCUAUUGUCAUUUGAAGAGCAAAGCUAUAUAUCCAGACACUUUAAGUUGAUGACUGACUUAUACAAUGGAUCAUUCUUGAAGAAAGUGCCGCAAGAUUUGGCAUAUUUGGAUACAGAUUCGGGUAUUUCCAUGAUAGUUAAACCCGAGAUCGAUCAGUUGGUGUUCAUCAAGGUCAAUAAAGGUGACAUUGUUCUUGAAUUAGAGGAUGAUGAUGAGUUAGAGUUGAUACCGGGGGGAAUAUAUAUAGUAAAGUAUAGUUUAGUAAGGAGGUAUGUAGAUAUAGGAGAUAUUGAAUUAAUAUAG